GCCUCGACGGACCAUGAUGCACCUGCGGAUGGAAAUAUCACCAGCGCCUCUGGGCUCGAGGGUACACCCUCGCAGGCACUGGAAGCCAUCGAAUCCAGCAUAAACAGACUCAACCGCCUUGGUGUUGCCAUCAGGAAACACUCUGUCUCCAGUCUCGAUGAUCGGAUCAACACUUUCACACAGAAAUACGGGGACGAGGAUUAUACUCAACUGGCAAGAUUGAUUAUUCAGUUCAAGUACAAGACUGCUUCCGUGUCCCUGCAAGAGCAUCUGGCUCUUAGCAUGGCAUCCCGGCGGCAAAAGCUCAGGUACCUCCACAGACACCAGUCCAAGCUCGCUGGCCAGAUCAACACCAAACAUAGUGAAAGAACAGGGGAGGGGAAGGUCCAGGCACUGGCAUCCUCGGUCACGGAGAGUGAUGCCGCCAGAGGAGAGAAGCGAAGAUCUCCCUCGAUUCUCCUAAGAGCGGCAAUGACCUUCAAGAGGCAACAUCUUGACCAUUCCCCAAUGUUGGGUGAGCACUCCGAGACCAACGCCUCAAAGUUCGCUCCAUCACCGUCUGUUAUUGCCAAACUGAAACAAGGCGAAAACGACUCCGUCGUGUCCUCGUCGAAGGAGAGCCGCACCUUCAUGGCUGAUGCACUUGAAGACUACCCGGAACCGCCAGAGUGUGGACCUCACCAACCGGAGCCCCCCUGCCCGUUUUGCUGCCGACCACUGGAAAAGCACGAGAGAAUGGGAUUGGCGUGGGUGUAUGUUUUCUCCUUAUGUUCAUUCUAGUGGCACAGAAGUUGAAAUAUCUUGCAGACGCCAUGUCAACAAAGACCUUUGCCCUUUCAUUUGCCUUUCUGACAACUGCGCACAAGGGCCUCUCAACUUCCAAGAGUUCAACACCUGGGCCAAACAUAUGAGAGAUAUCCAUACAACAAAGUGGCCACAGAAAAUCCACAAGCCGUUCAUCUGGGCCUGCGAUAUUGAUCACGAGGUAGAAGAAUUCUCCGAAAAGGGCCAAUUCCAACAACACCUUGCCUCCGAACACUCGGAUUGCACCGACGAGGAAAAGCAUGCCAUAGCGGAGUCUUGUCAGAUACCUCGCAAGAGGGGCAGAAAUAUUUGCCCCAUCUGUGGGUAUGACCUCACAGGCACCGGAAAUCAAGAACUGUCAUCCUCAAUUCAGAAGUGGGCGAGGGGAUCGGCAGUUGAUGAAUUGACUCGGCUCGAACUGAUGGAGAAACAUGUAGCAGGGCACCUCAGACGAUUGGCAAUCGACAGCUCUAAUAAUCUAGGAGACUACAUGGGUCCCGCAUCCGAGGCAAGCUUGAUCACAUCCGAGCCAGACCUGGCCGAUAGAGACUCCAAGAUCUGUUGCCCAAGCGGUGCUGAUCUGCUGGACAGUAUCCCACUGGAGUUUUCAGAUGUUGAGGAUGGCUCAGGGAAUUCUUCUCAGCAAAUUUUGGAUGGUUUUGAUCCUCAAUGGCUAUCUUCAGAUAUCAAGAUUCUGUUGAUGCUGCCGAAAGAUCUCUCGCCCUUAGCUGCGCAAGGAUGGUCCCGGAUACGACAGGAAAUUUUGAAGACGACUGAUGCAGCUUUGGGCGCACCCACUUCAGACCCAAUACUAGAGCACUUCCGAUCUCAACAAAGGGAACACAGGUUUGAAGAUGUCGCCCCACGUGUCGUGGCCAUCCCGCCUGCGAGUCGAGACGAUUUCCAGAUUGCCAUCGUCUGCGAUCUGCUGGUCGAGUACAAUGCCAUCUCCCACCUCGUUGAUGGGGUCUGGGACGAGAACUACGGCGGGUCACCUGGCGACCCCAAUAAGUACACUGCCGGACGAAUUGGGCCAUUGAAUAUUAUCAUCGUAUUGUUGUCCGGCUUAAGGAAAGUCAGGACUGCGAGCGAAACCGCCUGGAUUCGGUUUAGUUUCCCGAACCUGGAGCUUCUUCUUCUGACGGGAAUCUGUGGAGGCGUUCCCAAGACGGGGACCGGCAAUGAACUCGUUCUUGGGGAUGUCGUUAUCAGCAACACCAUCGUUCGCUACGAGAGGCUAUAUCCCCCAACAUUCGAAACCAUGAACACGCUCGGCGAUAGGCUCGGAAGGUCGCCGUUACACAUCCAAAAUCUCUUUACAGCGUUGAAGGCAAGCCACAGUAUCCAGCUGCUCGAGCAACAGGCAGCCUCCCACUUGGAGAAGCUUCAGAGUUGGCAGUCAGACGUGGAUGAAGCAGCAAACUACUGGUAUCCUGGAGCCGACAACGAUCAGCUGUAUCCGGCCUCCUAUCUCCAUAGGCAUCGCUCUACGGGACUCUGCGGAGUAUGCAAUGAUGACUCUCCUGUGGUAUGCGAUGCGAGCAGCAAACUCUCAUGCCAUGAGCUCGGAUGUGACGUACAACAGCGCGUCCCCAGAAAGCGGCUCCAAGACAGUGAUACGCUUCGAGUGCCUCGAGUUUUCGUCGGCCGUCUCGGAUUAGGAGGCAUAAUACCCACGUCAGGAGAAGAUCGCGAUGCAAUCGCCCAAGAGCAUGACCUAAUCGCAUUCGCGAUAAAAUACACCAGCGCCUCGGUUGGCAUCCCUUGUAUCAUCGUCAAAGGCAUCUGUGACUACGCCGACAACCACAAUAGCAAAAGCUGGCUGCAGUUUGCAGCUGUCACAGCUGCGUCAGUCGCCAAGGCGCUUGUCGAGAAGUACCUGCGAACCGACGAGCCUUCCAGUUCGAGACAAAAAGAUGACCUGGAAGAUGACCCAUCCGACAAUGAGUCAACCUCCUAUAGCCCUACUUCAGGUAGAAACAUGGGAUCAGUCUCAGAUACCGAUCAGAGGACCCCCGCUCGGGCCGCAUACCGCGUUAUCCCCUCCAAUCAAAACGAGAGCUUUAUCCCCCGUUCUGAUAUAAACACCAAACUCGACCAACUGCUGCCAUCCGACUCGAGUGAAUUUCACAGCGCAGCGCUCUGGGGCCUUGAGGGGUCAGGUGACCCCGAUUGCUCAGUCUUUUGGGUCCAAGCAGAUACGAAUGAGACCUUCACGCAAGACUACGAAAAUAUUGCUCGUACGCUGGGUCUGGAAAGCAGUUUGAAAGGAAAGGAACUUCUGGAUGCAGUACGCCAUGGCAUAGGGUCGCAGGAACGAUGGGUCCUUGUCCUGGAUAACGCCAAUGACCUGACUCUUUUUGGUGCAGGCUCGACGCCUGGCAGACAACAGCACACUCUAUUGAACUUCAUUCCGAAGGGACCGAGCGGCACGGUACUAUGGACAAGCUGUGACCAGCGAGUUAUAAAACUUGUUGGCUGGCAGCGAGGGAUCCGAGUCGGCAAGAUGACAAUCGAGGAGUCAACGGGAGUGUAUAUGUACAAUGCAGAGACAUCUGUAUCCGAGUACUUGUCCCAGGUGAAGCAAGAAAGUAGCCGAUGGCAGGUUCUUGGAGAGGAUGAGUUUGACAGGCACAGAUGGAGUGACGCCCACAAGAGCAUGCUGAGGACUUGGAGCAUCUCCAUUCGCCGACUGAAACAAGAGAGCCAGACUGCGUAUAGGAUUCUCCACAUCCUAGCAUUUGUUGACAAUCAGAGCAUCCCGAUGGAGUUGCUCGCAGCGGCCGCCAGCUACCACAAGAAAACUCAGAUAGGGGAGGGAGAGAGAGAACAGAAACUCAAGAGGGCAGUACGCCUACUCAAAGACUUCUCGUUCAUGACAGAGCUCCAGAGCGGAGACGACGAGCGAACGUUUGAGAUGCACCGACUGGUGGCGCAUGCAGCUCGGUACGACCUCAGGAAGGGAAAGUCCCCAGGCCAACUUGAUGUACACUUUGCCCAAGUUGCGCUACGCGUCGUGGAUGGUGCCUAUCCUCAUGUUACACAACACAAUCACGAGAGAGAAAGUGACAGUCAGAGAUACCUGGCACAUGCACUGCGAGUAUGCGAAUGGGCCGAGAUUCAUGGAAUGGAAAAAGAGGCGUACAAUCUUCAGGUUCGGGCUUGCCAAUUUCUCUACUGGCGUGGGCGAUGGGAGGAGGUACGGCUUGCGAUGGAAACCCAGGUGCGUCUGGCGCAAAAGGGAUUUGGCGAGAGGCAUCAGACCUCGAUUCAGGCGCUGUUGAAUCUUGGAUGGACAUUCAUCAAUCUGGAGCAACUCCAAGCGGCCGAACAAUGCGCCCGAAAUACAAUUACGCUGGCGUCAGAGGCGCUGGGUGACAAGGAUCAGCACACGCUUGAUUGCAAACGUCUCCUCGCGGUAGUUCACAGACAACAGGGCCGCUGGAAGGAUGCGAAAGAGUUGUUCAUGAACAUAUUGGACGACGCACGACAAUUCUUGGACACGGAUCAUGACCUAACCCUCAACUGCAUGCACGAAUUGGCCCGCACUUACCUGAAGCUAAAGGAGUAUGAUGAGGCCGAUGACCUCCUUCGUCGGCUACUGAAGCUGCGUCAAGACAAAGAUGGCCAGAAUCACCCCAAGACGUUGAAAGUCCUUAGCCUUCUAGGUGAUCUGCAUUACGGACACGGGCGGUACGAUGAGGCGGUCAAAGUACUGUCUGCCCUGUUGGACCUGGAGCGUCAGUCACUUGGCGACGAGCAUUCAACUACCUUAAUCACGAUGUAUAACCUGGCCAAUUCACUGAGGUGUCGAGGGCAGAAUAAGGAGGCUCUUGAGCUGAUGCAGGAGUGCUCGCGCUUGCGCCGUGCAAUCUUGGGAGCAGAACACCCACACACAAAAUAUGCGGAUGAGGCGGUUAAGGAUUGGGAACGCGAGGACAUGGAGGCGGAUGAGGGCCAUGAAGACGAGGGCAUGGAAGUAGAUGAGGAUAGUGUACCUAAGGACGUGGUAGAUGAGGUCCCUAAACGCGAGGACAUGGACGUCGAGCCGUAG
Messenger RNA from Fusarium keratoplasticum, 4858 nucleotides. Its product is annotated as PNP-UDP-1 domain-containing protein. Lineage: Eukaryota; Fungi; Ascomycota; Sordariomycetes; Hypocreales; Nectriaceae. Gene Ontology annotation, biological process: nucleoside metabolic process. Gene Ontology annotation, molecular function: catalytic activity; protein binding. The transcript is spliced from 3 exons. The record is from RefSeq and is a predicted model, not a curated record. Bases 1295 to 4858 code for a protein of 1187 amino acids.